AUGUCCAAACACAUUGCACCACCGAGAUCCACAUACGGAGAGGAAAACAACCAUGUUAUCAGACCUCAGUAUCGUUCUAAGAACCAAGGGGCAACAGACUCGGCCAAUUCCCAGUCCCAGCCCCGUCUGGCGCUGGGCCAGUUGCCCACUGAGCAAAAUCGCCCAAUCCUGGUGGAAAACAAUAGGCUGAAAAACAAUGAAAACAAAAUCCCCGUAUAUGUAGAGCCUCAUCCGAAAGAGUCACAGUCGCAGGACCAUGACAGUGACGAUACCGAAGACAGCAUUGAAUUCGAAGAACUCGAGGACGACUUUGGCGAGUUGGACCAAGAUGUCUUGGACUCAGACCAACAGCCCCAAUCUUUGCAUUCCACUGACUCAGAGGUCGAAGAGUCUAUAAGGAGUUUUACACAGCACAGGCAUACUUUGCAGUCCUCCACGACUGGGGAUACCACCACAACAGCACCAACAGCUAACUCUGGGUCUGUGGUUCCCCUACUCCCAGUGUGGGACUCCCGUAUCCACCACGAACUAACCUACGUGAAUUCCAAAUUCCAAAGGGAUAGCCCCGAUGAGGAUGAUGAGGACACUUAUGAUGUUACCAUGGUUGCCGAAUACGCGCCAGACAUCUUCAGAUACAUGCGACAAUUGGAGGCUCGUCUUUCACCCAACCCUCGUUACAUGGAUAGCCAAAACGAACUCGAAUGGCACAUGAGAAGGACUCUUGUCGACUGGCUGGUUCAGGUACACUCACGUUUCAACUUGCUGCCGGAAACACUUUUCUUGACGGUCAAUUACAUAGACCGUUUUUUAAGUAAACGAACUGUUUCCGCCUCAAGGUUCCAACUAGUCGGUCUUGUGGCCCUAUUCAUUGCUGCCAAAUACGAGGAGAUCAACUGCCCUUCAAUCCAGGAAGUUGCAUCUCUUAUCAACAACGCCUAUUCUAUUGACGAUUUGUUAAGAGCUGAAAAAUUCAUGAUUGAUAUUCUUGAAUUCGAAAUGGGCUGGCCAGGACCAAUGUCAUUCCUCAGAAGAACUUCAAAGGCUGAUGAUUACGAUUUUGAUACGCGUACUCUGGCUAAGUAUUUUUUGGAAAUUACAAUCAUGGAUUCGAAACUGGUCGCCUCCCCACCUAGUUGGUUAGCCGCGGGUGCUCAUUACCUUGCACGUCGAUUACUGAACAGAGGUUCAUGGACUGAUGCUCAUAUAUUUUACUCGGGCUACACAGAGGAGCAACUGACACCAUUGGCCGACAUGAUGGUGCAAAUGUGUCGACACCCUCUUAGACAUCACCGUACAAUCUUUGAAAAAUACUCCGAACGUCGGUACAAGCGAUCAGCCGAAUUCGUUCAAGAAUGGAUGCGUAUGCGUUUAUGA
Molecule: messenger RNA, 1374 nt
Organism: Komagataella phaffii GS115
Lineage: Eukaryota; Fungi; Ascomycota; Pichiomycetes; Pichiales; Pichiaceae
Product: B-type cyclin involved in cell cycle progression
Exons: 1
Coding region: 1-1374 (457 amino acids)
Biological process (GO): regulation of cyclin-dependent protein serine/threonine kinase activity; mitotic cell cycle phase transition
Cellular component (GO): nucleus; cyclin-dependent protein kinase holoenzyme complex; cytoplasm
Molecular function (GO): cyclin-dependent protein serine/threonine kinase regulator activity
Source: RefSeq, a predicted model, not a curated record